UCCUUCACUACAUUUCGUAGUAGAUGGGUCUUGCUAAUUUUCCCCAAGAGAAUAGCCUUUUCAUCCUUCCUCUUUUGCCCUCUCCCCUUAUUUUCCCGCCUUGCAAUUGUCCUUCCGCAUACAGAGAAGCGAGAGCUCCCGAAAGCUAGGGUUUCCAUCUUCUUGAAAAUGAUAGUCGACGAUUACAAGUUUCUGCAAAUAAAGGAUGCAACGGCCUGCAUUAAUCAGCAAGUCAAUCUCAUCGGUGUUGUGGUCGAGACCAGUGCUCCCAAACAAUCUAGAGGAAGCGAUCUGUUCUGCUCAGUAAAAAUCAUUGACGAAUCGUGGCCGCUUGGGUUUCACAUCAAGUUUUUUGCUGAAACUAGGGCGAAGCUCCCUUAUGUUGAUACUUUGGGCGAUAUAAUUAUAGUUACUCAUGUCGUGGUGCAAACUAUGGGUUCUGAGGUUGUUGCUUCGUUUAAGAAGAGAUCUUCGUCGUUCGCUUUAUUUGAAGGGAGGGAAUGUAGCGGUAAGGAAUUCGUGCCUUAUAAAUUUUCACCGAACUACAAACCCAGAGAUCAGGACAAGAAGUUCAUAACGGGGUUAAGGAAAUGGUGCAUGCAGCAAAAAGUCAAAGGCUUGAAUGAGUUGCCGUCAUUUAAAGAUAUCAAGGAAGGCAAACGCCUCAAUUUGCUCUGCAAGAUUUUGCACAUAUGUGAAGUGAAGAAGAACGAGUGGAUGCUCUUUGUUUGGGAUGGAACAGACACACCACCUCUUUCUGUUGAAGCGAAACUAGAAGAUGAGAUGGAAAAUCCACUUCCUUUAGAUUUGGACCCUUCUCCUUUACCAAGAGACAUUUUAUGUACCUUUCCAGCUGUCGGCACUGUCUUGAGGAUCAUUGUUGAUCAAGGAAACGAGAGUCUUGGUAUUAAGUUCUUGAAAACAAAUAAAUGGGUGAAAAUUAUCAGCGUAAAAUGUGAAAUUCGCGCUUCGCUGUGGCGUGCCGUGCUGAUGCCCUUCUCUAGGAUUUGCUACUUGCCCGAGCUUGAUACCUCUGUAGUACAACGUCAAAGAUUAUAUAACGAGCGUUUGCCAUCCACAUGGGGAAGAAUGCCGUUCACGUGUUUUCCUUGGCCUUCUUACAUAACAGAGACGGAGUAUCCCGAUGUGCCCUUUGUCACUUUGAUGAAUGUCCUCACGCACGAAGAGGUGACAUAUAAGUAUAGGUGUGUAGUUCGAGUUGUCGCAAUAUUCCCAUGGAGGGUGGAGGAUUUUCGCUCUCCUAGUGGUAUUUACAGACUGAGGUUAACUCUUGAGGACCCCACUGCAAGAAUUCAUGCUUUUCUCUAUGCAGAGGAUGGGACGAAAUUUUUCGGGGAUUUUGACUCGAUGGAUGUGCUGAGAGAAAAACGGGACAUGUUGCUUGGAGUUCCUGAAGAAGACAAAUCGCAGGAAGUGCAGAAAGUUUCGAGAAAUCCACCAUGGAUACAAUGUUGCUUGAAAUCUUACUACACUGACAAAAGUGAUGUUUGGGGUAGUAGGAAUUUUCGGAUCUUUGACACUACGUUUGUCGGCUGAUCACAAUUGUUACACUUUAAUUUCUCAGACUUGAGAAUGUAGAGCUGUAUAUUGUACUGAAUUGUAUGAAAUGUAGAGACUCUACUUAGGCUAUGGUGUUUGGCGUAAAGGCUGACAACAUAUGUAAAAUAUUUUGAAUGGUUUUGAAUGUAAAAUUUAUCAACCUUUAUGUGAGUCCAACUCUGAGACUCCACACGUUUUCAGGUUCUGAUUUUAUUGAUACUACACCAGGAGAAAUAUAUUGGGCAACGAUAAAUUUUGCAGUGUU
This is a messenger RNA of Erythranthe guttata (spotted monkey flower), 1825 nucleotides long. RefSeq names its product Nucleic acid-binding, OB-fold-like protein (gene ATPOT1B). The record is from RefSeq and is a predicted model, not a curated record. Gene Ontology annotation, cellular component: chromosome, telomeric region; nuclear telomere cap complex. Gene Ontology annotation, biological process: regulation of telomere maintenance via telomerase; telomere capping. Gene Ontology annotation, molecular function: G-rich strand telomeric DNA binding; telomerase inhibitor activity. Lineage: Eukaryota; Viridiplantae; Streptophyta; Magnoliopsida; Lamiales; Phrymaceae.